Molecule: messenger RNA, 806 nt
Organism: Schistosoma mattheei
Lineage: Eukaryota; Metazoa; Platyhelminthes; Trematoda; Strigeidida; Schistosomatidae
Source: the annotation of a GenBank genome assembly
UGAGCCACUGCGUUGAAACCUGAUUACCAGAGGUUGAUGGCGGUCAGUUCAUCAUUCUGCGCUACUAUGACGAGAACUGAGGGUCAGGGCGAACGCGCCUUAACUGCAGUGAAGGAUACACUCGAUGACAUCAAAAGCCGUCCUCAUCGCCAGCAGGUUAUUAUAGGUGUAGGAUCGGGACUACUUGCAGGUUAUAUAUUCGCGAAAAUCGGCAGGGUUGCUGCUCUUCUUUUGGGUGGAAGUCUGAUUGCCUUACAAUGCGCCGUCCAACAAGACGUUAUACGUAUCAAUUGGAGAAAAGUGGAACAUGCUGGUCACCAAAUACAGUCAAACACACCUGUCAUCUUCGAAGACAAGAUAUGCACGCGAAAUAAGCAAUUAAGGCAAAUUUUGCUCGUUUAUUGGAAUUGGGGAAUUGACUGAUCUCUUCAGUAUAUAACUCACUGAUCUACAUAUAGUCAAAUAGAAACUUUAAUCGUAUCAUAUAUCAUUUUUCUCAUGACUUAUUUUCUGACUACUGUUCAGAGAUAAAACGAAAUCAAUACAGUUCCAAUAGCGUAUGCAUGAAACAGUAAAGGUUGAGAUAAGUUGGUAGUUCUAAUAAACUACUUGACUCGUUGAAUUUAGUUGAGGGGCCAUCGUAGGCCAGUACUCGAUUAAUAAUAUUUGAUCAAUGGGUCUUUGUGAUUUUUUAUGAGAAUUGAUAAAUCGAUUAAUUUAUUGAUUUAUUCGAACACAAAUACUGGUACAAGAAGGCACCAAGUACAUAUGCGCCACACAAAUCAUUUGAUUUGUGUGAGGGCUGU